AGAAGCGGUGAAGUUCUUCAGCUGAAACCGUCAUUUGCAGAAGAUAACACACCCUCUGCAAGAUGACCUGUCUGAGAGUUUACUUGCGGAAAUCCUCUGCAGACCCUCCUGAGGCAUCGUCCUUUCUCCUCAGCACACACGGUCAGCUCAAGCUGUCAAUCUUCAGAAAGCAUGAAACAUUUGUUGUCAGUGUGCAGUCAGUGAAGGGGACCUUCAGAAGAGACUCCUCUUUACAGUGUGGAACUCUGACUCUACAACAAGAGUGAGUACACUGCUUGGUUGCAUGAGCUUUGGCGUACGCUCCCUUAUGCAAGCAGAAAAGGAGGUUCAGGGAUGGUACUUUCUACUUGAGGCAGAGCUGGGGAGAAGGAAGCAUCUAAAAGUGCCCACAGACCACAAUCACAUCAACACUGAGGCCGUGUUGACAAACCAUGGUGCUGCCCCCGAAACCAAUCACCCUGAGAAUAUGCAAUGCUUAACAGUUACCAUCCUUCGAGGAAAGGAUGGAUAUGGAUUCACCAUCUGCUCAGAUUCCCCUGUGAGGGUUCAGGCUGUUGAUCCAGGGGGUCCAGCAGAUCAGGCUGGUCUGCAGCAGCUGGACACUCUCCUGCAGUUAAAUGGUCAGCCAGUGGAGCAGUGGAAAUGUGUGGACUUGGCUCAUGCUAUACGAAACAGUGCCAAUGAAAUCACAGUGGUGGUGUGGCGCACCGGCCCCUCAGCCAAACCUAACUUCGAAGGCCUCAUCCACCGGCCCUCCUACAAACCCCCUACCUCAAACUAUGAAGCCCCGUCACCCCCCACCCGAAGGCGCGCACCAGAUGUCGGCACAAGCAAGUCUCCCCCAGCCGUGCCGCCGCUCCCGGCGCACCACCGCGCCGCUGCGACCCGCAGGCUGCUGGUGAACGGCUCAGAAGGCGGAAACAAUGUUGGCCUGAGCAGAGGGACCCUCGCUUGGGGGGGGCAUGUAGGGUCAACGGAGGAGCUGGAUGGGAAACCGCGUCUCCUGCACCACCCUCCAACCGCCACACUGAAAGGAACCAGGGUGAAGGCGUCCAACGGGGACAAUUACAUCAUCCUGGCGCCCAUAAACCCCGGAAGCCAGAUCCUGAGGCCUGUCUAUCAGGACAACCAGGGGACGUUAGCUGCAGGUUACAGCAGGUUAUACCCCACUCGACAGACUUCUGGCCCGCAGCCUCAGAGUGGGGGAGGUGGUGCCUCCUCUGGGGGUGUCAGCGGCGGAGGAGGUGCCGGCCUCUCCAGCCGUACCGGCUUCCUACGUCGCUCCAACAACUCCAAGAUAUCAAAAGGGUCGUCCACCUCCACCAACGCCGGCCCACCCAACUACCAGCACAACGCCAAUUUUGCCAACUAUCAGAACUGUACGAUCGUCCGGUCACACGCGCCACACGCCAAUUAUGGAUAUGUCAAAGUUGCACCCAAAAUCCUUAUCUUCCCCAUAUUUGUUCAGCCUCUGGACCUUUGCAGCCGAACACUCAUCAUAUCCGAGGAGAUGAUUCUACACGAGAGUCAGCACCACUCUCUGAAGGUUACAGUGUUUGUCUACAAUGACUUGAUGCUCAUGACAAGAGAAAACGAGCCGGGCAGGUGUAACGUCCUCCAGAGUCCGCUGUAUCUCAGACACCUGCGGCUUCAGGAUGAUUACUCUCACGAGCUGAGGUUCUACCUUAUCCACAUGACGGAGAAGUGUGACUGCCUGCUCAGCCUGGAAGCCUAUUCGGCAGACCAGAAGCGCCGUGUGUGUCAGUGCCUGAAGGACAACAUUGACAAGCAGCUCCAGCUUCACAGGAGGGAGGCUAGCGUUCCGCAUUUCGAACAGAUGUUGGAGCCUAAGGUGGAUGCCUCUUCCUGUGAGCUGGGUGGAGUGGAAAGCGGUCGAGAGAAUGCAGGCCUCCACAUGCCCACCAACAGCACAGAGGGCGAGGACAGCAGCCUCUAUCCCUCCAGCCCGUCGGAGCCUCCAACACUAAGUCCUCAGCCCUCAGAGCCGCUCACACCCUUGGAUGAAGUCUACACUCCACUUGGAGGGCUUCUGGGCUCCUCUGAGCGACAUAAGGUGCCCCCCACACCCCCUCCCUCCACAGAAGGGGAGGAUUCAAAGAGUAUAGAGGGGCAGGAGAUGGACAUCUGGAAAGAGAGCAAAGAUGAAGAAGAUAAGAAAGACGACGAAGACGAGCGGAGCAGCAAAAAGAGCGCAAGAAGUGAGGAGGGAGAUGAAGACCGGAAUGAAGAAGAGGUCAACUUAAACUUAGUGGUGUCAAACACAGACGAGGACAAUGUCUCAGAGCCUCCUGACACGAACGCCCCCCCUUCCUCCUCCUCCUCCUCGUUUGUCAUCCCUGAGCUGCGCCUUGAUCGCUCCUUUAGCGCCGAUGCCCUCUCCUCACCCAACACAGAUGAGGAGGAGUACGAUGAGGACGAAGAGGAGGAAUCUGAAGAAGAAGAGGAGGAGGAGGAGGAUGACGAUAGCGACGAUGCAUACUUGCAGCGAAGUGACAGCAAGCGCCGUAGCAUGGUGGAAGGCGCCACAUGCGAGAAACAUGGAGGCGGGAGGCUCAGCGUGCAGAACUCUCUCCGCCGGCGUACGCACAGCGAGGGCAGCCUGCUGCAGGACCCCCGCACGCCCUGUUUCACCUCCGACAACGCCAUCAACUGCCUGGAGUCUGGUGGUGCGCACCACAAGGGGGGCUGGACACUUCCAUCACCCAAAACUCUGAAAAAAGAGCUGAUGAAGAAUGGAGGCUCCAUGCAUCAGCUGUGUAUGCUUUUCUCUGGGAGGAAGCUGAGCGCCGGAUCCCCCUGUAGCUGCGAGGUCAGCCCCGACGGAACGAAGAAGAAGAAGUCCAAGAACCU
This is a messenger RNA of Austrofundulus limnaeus, 2871 nucleotides long. RefSeq names its product regulator of G protein signaling 3a (gene rgs3a). The record is from RefSeq and is a predicted model, not a curated record. Gene Ontology annotation, molecular function: protein binding. NCBI's taxonomy places the organism in Eukaryota, Metazoa, Chordata, Actinopteri, Cyprinodontiformes, Rivulidae. Gene Ontology annotation, cellular component: nucleus; plasma membrane.